This is a messenger RNA of Talaromyces stipitatus ATCC 10500, 366 nucleotides long. RefSeq names its product DNA-directed RNA polymerase I 13.1 kDa polypeptide, putative. Bases 1 to 366 code for a protein of 121 amino acids. Gene Ontology annotation, molecular function: nucleic acid binding; DNA-directed RNA polymerase activity; zinc ion binding. Lineage: Eukaryota; Fungi; Ascomycota; Eurotiomycetes; Eurotiales; Trichocomaceae. Gene Ontology annotation, biological process: DNA-templated transcription; termination of RNA polymerase I transcription. The transcript is spliced from 3 exons. Gene Ontology annotation, cellular component: RNA polymerase I complex. The record is from RefSeq and is a predicted model, not a curated record.
AUGUCAGCGAUUGGCUCACUCAUCUUCUGCACUGACUGUGGAAACCUCCUGCAAGAGAGUACCGGGUCUCCAGAUGCUAUUCUAGUUUGCGAAGCAUGCGGUGCAAAGAACAAAGACAUCCUUCCUCAGACCAUCGUCUCCGAGUCCAAACCAAAUGCCUUCCCUUCAGCCCUACGAGCGAAAAGGUCUGCUCUGCAGACAUUGACUGCCGCAGACCGAACUAUGGAAGCUGUCACCCAAUACACAUGUGCCGAGUGUGGACGAAAAGAGAUGUUCUUUACUACUGCGCAAUUGCGUAGUGCUGACGAGGGAACCACUGUGUUCUAUCGAUGCGUUUGUGGCUACAAGGAAACCGUCAACAAUUAG